Molecule: messenger RNA, 8286 nt
Organism: Rubroshorea leprosula
Lineage: Eukaryota; Viridiplantae; Streptophyta; Magnoliopsida; Malvales; Dipterocarpaceae
Source: the annotation of a GenBank genome assembly
CAAUCUGAAUCAUGAGCGCAAGCAUAUUCAUGCAAUGAGAGUAGAUGAUCAAUUGGAAUUCAUAACCAGUAUCCGGGGCCGGAAAACAAUUUUCUGCCAGAAUCGAUUCAGGAAUGGACAGAGAAACGGAGCUGCUCUCGCGCCUAGCAGCGAACCACCUCCACCUAGCACAAUUCGAGCCCUUGCGAGCUACACUCCUAGCUCUGCGCACCAGGAACUCGGAUCUUGCUCUCGCAGUGCUCCAGACGAUCGUCGCCAACUCCGCUCGAUUUGAGAACAUCCUAUGGUCACGUUCUUGUCCUUCUCCAUCUCUUCUCACCUACCUCUCAACGCUUGAGCUAUUACAAUUUAACAAUUCUUGUUCGAUAUGGAGUUUUGAUCCUGAUACAUUGCGUCUGCGAGCUGAAUUCUUGUUGUUAGUUCAGAUUUUGAUAGAUAGGGUCUCGAGUAGGUUGAGAAGGGAUGUUGAUUUGGAUAAGAUUGAGAAAGAGAAGGAAAUUGAAGUUUCGAGUGGGAGUGGAGGUUUUGAGGAGGAGAAACCGCAGUUGUUAGACCGAGUCGAUGGUUUGAAAGAAGGAAAUGGUGAAUUGCAAGAUUCUAUGCGGGUUUUAGACUGGUGUUUGGAGUUGGGUGUCAAGAGACUGAGGCCAGAUGUAGUUAAUAGCGGUGAAGGUGGCAGUGGGGGUGAGACUAGGGAGGCGUCUGGUACUGUGUCAAUAGAGGAGGAAGAAAUGACAUCUUUGAGGGCGGCAAUUUUGGAGGAUGCUGAUGUUUUUGAUGCAUUGUGUGAGAAUAUACAGAAACAAGUGAAGGGGUGGGAGGGGUUUGAUUUGAAUAUGGCAAUUACAACAAGUAAGGAAAUGGCGGGGGUAGGUUGGGAGGAAGAAGAUAAGAGGGUGUUUAGUUUGAUAUGGAGGAUUGUUCAGGUAGUCCACUUGGAUGCAAUGAGGGAAAGUGUGAGGGAAGGAGAUAUAGAAGGAGCUGUUCGUCAUAUUCGUUUUCUCCAUCUUGGUUAUGGAGUGGAGGAGGCUGAGUAUAGGACACCAUUGCAAGAUCUCCUUAAAAGGCUUUUUUCAGAAAAGGAAGGAUUUGGAGGGUCCUGGCAUGCCACCCAACAGAAAUUGUUGUGGAUUUAUGAAGAAGCUUUGUCAUCAAAUUGCAUGGAUCUUGUUCAAAUGGUUCAGAUUAUUCAAGAUGAGUUGCUUAUUGAAGAGAUAAAGAGGUUUAGAGCACUUGAUAACAGCCAAAAUCCACCCCCUCUGGAGUGUUUUCAAAGAUAUUUAGCAGAACUGAAAGCUGAUGGAGAUUUAAAUGGCAGCAAUUCAUCCUUGAAUGUUGCAGUGAAUUCUUGCUUGAGAGACAUUUUCCAUUAUGCUCGUGUUUCUGGCCUACAUGUACUUGAAUGCGUCAUUAACACUGCUCUGUCUGCCAUUAGAAAGGAGCAGCUUCAAGAAGCUACAAAUGUUCUUACAUUGUUUCCCCGGCUUCGACCCCUUGUAGCUGUCAUGGGUUGGGAUUUACUGUCUGGUAAGACAACAACCCGCAGGAAAUUAAUGCAAGUCCUCUGGACAAGCAAAUCCCAGUUUUUUCGGUUGGAAGAAUCAUCUCUUUAUGGGAACCAAUCAGAUGAGAUAUCUUGUGUGGAACAACUUUGUGAUUCAUUAUGCUAUCAGCUCGACAUUGCCUCUUUUGUUGCUUGUGUUAAUUCUGGUCAGCAAUGGAGUUCUAAAUUCUCAUUGUUGUUGUCUGGACGUGAAAGUAUGGCAUUUGGAAUUGAAGAUGCUAGGUCUGAUACUUUUGUGGAAAAUUUUGUGUUGGAAAGGCUUUCUGUUCAAACUCCCCUCCGGGUAUUAUUUGAUGUUGUUCCGGGCAUAAAAUUUCAGGAUGCCAUUGAAUUAAUCAGCAUGCAGCCUAUUGCUUCUACUUUGGAAGCCUGGAAAAGGGUGCAAGAUAUUGAACUUAUGCACAUGCGUUAUGUGUUGGAAUCAACUGUUCUUGCUCUAGGAGCAAUGGAAAGGAAAAUGACUGAUGAAAAAGAGAGACAUCAAGUGGCAUUAAGUUACUUAAAAGACCUAGGGAAUCAUCUGGAAGCCAUCACAAAUGUUGCACGCAAGAUAAUGAUGGUGAACGUUGUAAUUUCACUUCUACAUAUGGAUGAUAUCUCUCUGGAUUUGACACAUUGUGCCUCACCAGGGAGCUUUUCUGAUUUGCGCUCCAAAUGUACUCGGGAACUUGCUGAUUUGACUGCAUGUGAAGGGGGAAACCAAAUGGUUAUAUCUUUCACAGGAUUACUCCUUGAAAUAUUGCAUCGAAAUCUUCCAUCAAGCAUGAUAGAAGAGAAGGAAUCAAAUGGUGGUUUGAGUACAGGUGGAAGGCAGGCCUUGGAGUGGAGGAUCGCAAUUGGUAAACAUUUCAUUGAAGAUUGGGAAUGGCGAUUAUCGAUUUUGCAGCGUCUCUUGCCAUUGUCCGAACGACAGUGGAGUUGGAAGGAGGCAUUGACUAUAUUAAGAGCAGCUCCAUCUACUCUUCUUGACCUUUGUAUGCAAAGAGCAAAAUAUGACGUUGGAGAAGAGGCAGUUCAUCGGUUUUCGUUAUCUGCAGAAGACAGGGCUACCCUUGAAUUGGCUGAAUGGGUAGAUGGCACAAUUAAAAGAGCACAUGUAGAAGAUGCAGUGUCUCGAGCUGCUGAAGGGACUUCUGCAGUGCAAGAUCUGGACUUUUCCUCUUUGCGUUCACAGUUAGGUCCUUUAGCUGCACUUCUUCUUUGCAUUGAUGUUGCUGCAACUUCUGCAAUGUCUGCAAAUAUGUCUCACCGGCUUCUGGAUCAGGCUCAAGUCAUGUUAUCUGAGAUAUAUCCUGGAGGUUCUCCUAAGGAAGGUUCUACUUACUGGGAUCAGAUCCAUGAAGUGGCAGUUGUGUCGGUGGCACGACGGGUUCUGAAGCGUCUUUUUGAGUUCUUGGAACAGGAUAAUCCUCCAGGCUUACCUGCCAUUCUUACUGGGGAGAUGGCUAUCUCAUCUGCUAAGGAUUCUCAUCGACAGGGACAAAGAGAUCGUGCUCUUGCUAUGCUGCAUCAGAUGAUUGAAGGUGCUCAUAUGGGCAAGCGGCAGUUUCUCAGCGGUAAACUCCAUAAUUUAGCAAGAGCUAUCUCUGAUGAAGAAACAGAAGGAAAUUUUUCUAAAGAAGGUUCAUAUGUGGAUCGAAAACUUGUGCCUAGUUUUGAGAAGGAUGGGGUACUUGGGCUUGGGCUAAAAGCUUUGAAACCAACAUCUUUAACUUCAACUGCUACAGACAAUAACGUGCAUCCUGUGGGUUAUGAUAUGAAGGAUGCUGGAAAGAGACUAUUUGGUCCUCUAAGUGCAAAACCCACAACUUUUCUAUCACAAUUUAUUCUCCAUAUUGCUGCUGUCGGUGACAUAGUUGAUGGGACUGAUACAACGCAUGAUUUCAACUUCUUCUCACUUGUUUAUGAGUGGCCAAAAGAUCUUUUAACUCGUCUGGUCUUUGACCGAGGCAGCACAGAUGCAGCUGUAAAAGUAGCUGAGAUCAUGUCGGCUGAUUUUGUUCAUGAAGUGAUAUCUGCAUGUGUGCCUCCAGUUUAUCCUCCACGGUUUGGUCAUGGAUGGGCAUGUAUUCCAGUUAUUCCCUCAUCUCCUCGUAGUUUUUCAGAAAAUAAAGUCCUUUCUCCUUCUGCCAAAGAAGCUAAGCCUAGUUGUUACAUCCGUUCCUCAGCAACACCCGGAAUCCCUCUGUACCCUCUCCAGUUGGAUAUUGUAAAACAUUUGGUUAAAAUGUCCCCUGUGAGGGCUGUCCUGGCAUGUGUUUUUGGGAGCAGCAUAUUGUACCGUGACAGUGGAUCUACCAUAUGUCAAACAUUGAAUGAUGAAGAACUGCAGGCACCUGAUGCAGACUGGUUAUUUUAUGAGUUUGCGCUUGAUCAGUCUGAAAGGUUCCCAACUUUGAACAGAUGGAUACAAAUGCAAACUAACCUUCAUCGAGUUUCAGAGGUUGCUAUUACAGCUGAGCAAAGAGCUAAUGAUGGCAAGGUUAAACCUGAUAUAAGAACUGCUAUUAAGAGAGUACGUGAGCCUGACAGUGAUACUGAGUCAGAAGUUGAUGACAUUGCUGGAAACAAUAAUGUUUCAGCAGCUUCUGACCAUGGUGUCAAAGAUAGCUCUUCUCCAGACUUGUGGUGUGAUUCCUUAGAAUCUGAAACAGCCAAAGUUGAUAAUACAGUUUUUCUUUCUUUUGAUUGGGAGAAUGAAGACCCAUAUGAGAAAGCUGUUGAAAGGCUGAUCGAUGAAGGAAAGUUAAUGGAUGCUCUUGCACUUUCUGAUCGCUUUAUACGCAAUGGAGCCUCAGACCAACUGCUUCAACUGCUCAUUGAAUGUGGGGAAGAAAGCCAUUUAGGACAACCUCAAGCUUACACUGGCCACAGGAUCUGGAGCAAUAGUUGGCAGUAUUGCCUUCGAUUGAAGGAUAAGCAACUGGCAGCUAGACUUGCUCUCAAGUAUAUGCACGGGUGGGAACUUGAUGCUGCCUUGGAUGUUUUAACCAUGUGCAGUUGCCACCUGCCUGAAAGUGAUCCAUUUAGGAAUGAGGUUGUGCAAAGAAGACAAGCUUUGCAGAGGUACAGGCUUAUAUUAAGUGCAGAUGAUCACCUUAGCAGCUGGCAAGAGGUUGAAGGCGAGUGUAAGGAGGAUCCUGAAGGCUUAGCACUUAGAUUAGCUGGGAAAGGAGCUGUUUCUGCUGCUUUAGAAGUGGCAGAAAGUGCAGGAUUGUCAAUAGAUUUACGGAGAGAACUACAGGGUCGACAGCUUGUGAAGCUUCUUACUGCGGAUCCUCUGAAUGGUGGGGGUCCUGCAGAAGCUUCACGCUUUUUAUCCUCACUACGUGACUCAGAUGAUGCUUUGCAUGUUGCCAUGGGUGCAAUGCAACUAUUACCCAACCUGCGGUCAAAGCAACUUCUUGUUCAUUUCUUCCUGAAGCGACGAGAUGGAAAUCUUUCAGAUGUUGAGGUUUCCCGGCUAAACUCAUGGGCUUUAGGUUUGCGUGUUGUGUCUGCUUUGCCAUUGCCAUGGCAGCAAAGAUGUUCUUCCUUGCAUGAGCAUCCACAUCUAAUAUUGGAGGUUCUGCUGAUGAGGAAACAACUGCAAUCUGCUUCUCUGAUCCUUAAAGAGUUUCCUUCAUUGAGAGACAACAGUUUAGUUAUAACAUAUGCUGCUAAAGCUAUUGCUAUUAGCAUUAGUUCUCCGUCCCGAGAGGCUCGAGUGCCAAUCUCAGUAACAAGGACAAAGCAAAAAACAAGAACAGGUGCACCUGCAAAGUCAUCUUUCGGUAAUAGUUUUAGCAACUUCCAAAAAGAGGCUCGUAGAGCUUUUUCUUGGGGUCCACGUAAUAAUGGAGACAAGGAUGCUCCAAAAGAUGUUUAUCGUAAAAGAAAGAGUUCUGGAUUAGCACCAUCUGAAAGAGUUGCUUGGGAGGCAAUGACAGGGAUCCAAGAGGAUCGUGUAUCAUCAUAUGCAGAUGGACAAGAGCGGUUUCCUUCUGUCUCAAUUGCUGAGGAGUGGAUGUUAACAGGUGAUGUUAAGAAGGAUCGAGCUGUUCGUGCAUCUCACCGAUAUGAAAGCUCCCCUGACAUUAUUCUUUUCAAGGCUCUGCUUUCCUUGUGUUCUGAAGAGUUAGUGUCUGCCAAAAGUGCAGUGGACUUGUGUGUUAAUCAGAUGAAGACUGUAUUGAGCUCCCAGCAGGUGCCAGAGAACGCAUCUAUGGAGACAAUUGGAAGGGCAUAUCAUGCAACAGAGACAUUUGUCCAGGGACUCACAUAUGCUAAAUCCCUGCUGAGAAAGCUAGCUGGGGUUGUUGACUUGUUCAGUAAUUCUGAGAAAAGCAGGGACACUGAUGAUGCAUCCUCUGAUACUGGUAGCUCUAGUGUGGGUAGUCAGUCCAAUGAUGAGCUAUCUGAUGUUUUGUCAAAGGCAGAUAUAUGGCUGGGGCGUGCUGAGCUUCUUCAGAGCCUUCUGGGAUCAGGAAUUGCUGCUUCUCUUGAUGACAUUGCUAGUAAGGAGUCAUCAGCCAGUCUCCGUGACAGGUUGAUUGUUGAUGAACGCUAUAGCAUGGCCGUAUAUACUUGCAAGAAGUGUAAGAUUGAUGUGUUUCCUGUAUGGAAUGCAUGGGGAAACGCUUUAAUUCAGAUGGAGCACCAUGCACAAGCUCGUGUGAAGUUCAAGCAAGCUCUUCAAUUGUAUAAGGGUGAUCCUGCAUCUGUCAUUCUAGACAUCAUCAAUACAAUUGAAGGAGGUCCACCUGUGGAUGUGUCUAUGGUUCGUUCCAUGUAUGAGCAUUUGGCCAAAAGUGCACCAACAAUCUUGGACGAUUCUCUUUCUGCUGAUUCAUAUCUCAAUGUUCUCUACAUGCCAUCAACAUUUCCACGUUCAGAGAAAUCCAGGAGGUUUCAAGAAUCUGAAAAUAGUGAUUCCCCCUAUGACUCUGACUUAGAAGAUGGCCCUCAUAGUAACCUAGACAGCAUUCGUUAUGCUGAGUGUGUUUACUACUUACAGGAAUAUGCUCGUUGCCAUUUGCUUGGUUUUAUGUUUAGGCAUGGCCACUACAAUGAGGCUUGCCUCUUAUUCUUUCCUCCUGAUGAUGUUCCCUCUCCUCCUCAACCCUCAACAACAGGAGUAGGAACCUCAUCAUCAUCUGCUCAAAGACAAGAUCCUUUGGCAACAGAUUAUGGGACAAUUGAUAAUUUGUGUGAGUUCUGUAUUGAUUAUGGUGCAAUGGCAGUUCUGGAGGAAGUGAUUUCGACAAGAAUGUCACCUGCAAAACGACAGGAUGAAUCUGUAAAUCAGUACACAGCUGCAGCUCUUGCCCGAAUUUGCUCUUUUUGUGAAACCCAUAAGCAUUUCAAUUAUCUGUACAAGUUCCAGGUGAUCAGGAAGGACCACGUUGCUGCUGGUCUAUGCUGCAUCCAGUUAUUCACGUUUUCUUCUUCACAAGAUGAAGCUAUCAAACACUUGGAACAUGCUAAGAUGCAUUUUGAUGAAGGGUUGUCCGCUCGAUAUAAAGGUGGAGAAUCUACCAAGCUUGUCACAAAGGGUGUUAGAGGGAAAAGUGCAUCAGAGAAGCUUACUGAAGAAGAACUUGUGAAGUUUUCAGCUAGAGUGUCUAUUCAGGUGGAAGUUGUGAAAUCCUUUAAUGAUUCAGAUAGACCGCAGUGGAAAUACUCACUUUUUGGAAAUCCAAAUGACCCAGAAACCUCCAGGAGAAGGUGUCAAAUUGCAGAAACUCUUGUGGAGAAGAAUUUUGAUUUGGCCUUCCAAGUAAUAUAUGCAUUUAAUCUUCCAGCUGUUGAUAUAUAUGCUUGUGUUGCUGCAUCACUUGCUGAAAGGAAAAAGGGUGGCCAGUUGACAGAAUUUUUUAGAAACAUAAAAGGAACAAUUGCUGAUGAUGACUGGGACCAGGUCUUGGGAGCUGCAAUCAAUGUAUAUGCUAAUAGACAUAAAGAACGCCCUGACCGUCUUAUAGACAUGUUAACCAGCAACCACAGGAAGGUGCUGGCUUGUGUGGUUUGUGGCCGUCUAAAAAGUGCCUUCCAGAUUGCUUCUCGAAGUGGAAGUGUAGCUGAUGUUCAAUAUGUAGCACAUCAGGCUUUGCAUGCAAACGCACUUCCUGUGCUUGAUAUGUGUAAGCAAUGGCUGUCUCAAUACAUGUAAUUCAUUGCUCACAAAGUGCAGAUGCUUCAAUGUCGUCUUGACUCUAUUGCUUCAUUGAGAAUUCACAAGGCAUAUUCAAUAGCAGCUCGAUGGAAGCAUGCAAUCGCCAGCUGCCUUGAAAACCAGGAACUUUCAAAGCCCAACACAAUACAGGUUGUUUUGGUCAUUGCUUUCUCUGUUCAUUUCAUUUUCUGAUAUGGCAACCGGUUUAGUGGUGACUAUACCCACAACGGAAGUUAUGCGAUGAAAAAUUCAUCUGGCGAAAUAUAAUUACAGGUCCAUCUUGGAGGCUUAUCAUUGAAAAUGUGAAUUUUUGACAUUUAUGCAUAAAAAGGAUCACAUCGCUGCAACUAUUAAGUUUGAAAUAUAAUUUUCUCCACUUAAUUAGUGGAGCAUUUUAUAUGGGAAAAUUAUACUGCUAGCCAAUAGCUUUAGAUUUUUCCACUUUCAUUGUAUCGGUGUUGUUUCUCUAUUACCCAAGUGCAAUGCAGAUGUUGAAAAAUUUUGUUUGUGAAAUAUGUAAAUUAUUUUGUAGCAGAGGACUUUUUUUUCCCUCUGGGUUAAUGCGAUG